AUGCGAGGUUUUGCACUUUCAUUGACCUCAACUAAGAUUGAAUCUAAAGACAUCGUUGAAUCACGAGCCGAAGUGGCGGUGACCGUUGAACCUGGAGAAACGAUGGCUAGAAUAUCUGAGGUAGAGGUAGCGGUAAUAGCAGAAAUGCUGGCAACGGAAUCAGAAACAGCGGAAACUUU
This is a messenger RNA of Racocetra persica, 179 nucleotides long. The record is from the annotation of a GenBank genome assembly. NCBI's taxonomy places the organism in Eukaryota, Fungi, Glomeromycota, Glomeromycetes, Diversisporales, Gigasporaceae.